UCGACCUUGCGAACGCUCCAUUGUGCGCUUCGCCAUAUUCUUCGAUCGUGACAUUCGUGAUGCCCUAGCCCAAGUCCAGAAUGCCGAAGAACAAGCCCGCGGCGCGCGAUAGCGCUUCGUCUUCACGAAUCACCGACUCUCGAUUUGCCAGCUUUGAGAUAGACCCAAGAUACCAGCUGCCGUCCAAGAAGAACGUCAAGACAAAGCUCGAUAAGCGCUUCUCCCGCGUGCUCAAGGAUGCCGACUUUGUCGGCACUGCGAAGGUCGACCGCUAUGGCCGGAAGUUAAAGACAGACACCAAGAAGAAGGCUCUACAACGGUUGUACGAAGACGAAGAAGAAGACGGCGAAGACCUCCACCAUGUGGAGGAGGAUGCCGAGGUCGAAGACGACGACAUUGUCCGUCGCGAACUAGAUAAGGCCGACGCCGAGUACGAUCCGGCCCGUGGUGGUGGUUUCUCCUCGUCAGAGUCCGGCUCAGAUUCAGAUGGUGAGUCCGAGUCCGAAGAGGAGGCCGAUGAAGACGACGGAGUCGAGGAGUCGCGACCCGGCAUCCGACUGCGCAGGGAGAAACAGGAGGUUGAGGUGGGCGAGAUUACGAACCGAUUUGCCGUUGUCAACAUGGAUUGGGACCACAUCAAGUCCAUCGAUCUGAUGGCCUUGUUCUCGAGCUUUGUGCCCGCCGGCGGCCGCAUUGAGAAGGUAUCCAUAUACCCGAGCGAGUUUGGGAAGUCGAGGAUGCAGCGCGAGGAAGUGGAAGGUCCGCCUAGGGAGAUUUUCAGGAAGGGCAAGGAAUCGGACAACUCGGACAAUAAGGACGAGGAGGACGACGAGGAUUCCUCUGCAUCAGAAAGCGAAGAUGAUGAGGAUGCCACCGAGGACUCGGACGAGGAAGUGAAAAAGGAGCUGCUCCAAGAGGGCAAUGACCAAGAUUUUGACAGCGACGCGCUCCGCGCAUACCAGAUGGACCGGCUACGAUACUACUACGCGGUGGUGGUUUGUUCGGAUAAGAACACGGCGCACAAGAUCUACGAUGCAACGGACGGCAGUGAAUACUUGUCAUCCUCCAACUUCCUCGACCUGCGCUUUAUCCCCGAUGACGUAACCUUCGACGACGAGCCCAGAGACGAGUGCGACAGCGUGCCCUCUGGAUACAAACCAAUUGAAUUCGUCACCGACGCUUUGCAGCAUUCGAAGGUGAAGCUCACAUGGGACUUGCACCCGGAGGAGGUCUCGAGGAAGGAAACAAUCAAGAAGGCGUUUACAGGAAGCCGGGCAGACAUCGCAGAGAAUGAUUUGCGGGCGUAUUUGGCGAGUGACAGCGAGAGCGACGUGGAAGACCGGGCGGAAGCUCCCGCAGGAGACGAGAACGGCGAAGAGGCGCCGCUCAGCAAAAAGGAGCUCGCCAGGCGCAAGAUGCGAGCGGCGCUUGGCCUCAGCGAUGAACCGGCCCCCAAGCCGUCAAAAUUAGCGCCUGUCGGGGAAAUGCAGAUUACAUUCACCCCUGCCCUGUCUGGGAAGCCGGAGAAGGAAGAGGGUGAAGAAACCACGAUCGAAAAGUACAAGCGCAAAGAGAAGGAGCGGAAAGAACGGAAGCGAAUCAAGGCACUCGCCAAGAGGGAAGGUCUUGAUGCUGAGGCGGUCGAGCAGGAACCUACCAAGGGGACUGCUGUGGAGGUUGCUGAGGACCUCGGUUUCGACGACCCAUUCUUCACGUCCGAACCAGUUCAGCCUUCCAAAUCAGCGAUGCGCAAGGAGGAGAGGCUCAAGAAGCGUGCCGCCAGAGAACGGGAGGAAGCCGAGAAUGCUGCUCAGAAAGCACAGCUUGAACUCCUCAUGGCUGACGAAAAUGGAGGUGGCGAACACCUCGACCACUUUGACAUGAAAGAGAUUGUCCGGGCAGAGAAGCAAAAAGGGAAGAAGAAGAAGGGCAAGAAGGGUACCGUGGAACAGGGCGGCCUGCAAGAGGACUUCCACAUGGACGUCGAAGAUUCUCGGUUCAAGGCCGUGUUUGAGAACCACGAGUUCGCCAUCGACCCGUCGAACCCCAAGUACAAGGCAACGCAGGGCAUGAAGAAGCUGCUGGAGGAGGGCAGGAAGAAGCGGAAGGGCGCGCCGGAAGAGCAGAGCCAAAGGAGCUCCAAGAAGGCCAAAGAAGAUAUCGGAGAGCUCAGCAGUCUGGUAGACGCUGUGAAGAAGAAGACCAAAGCGAAGAGGUAGCGCCAGUUUAUACGGCUAUUGACUUUCACAUCACCUAACUACCAUGAUGGAUUCCCUGCCUGACAAUUCCCAAAGCGGUCAAGCGUUUAAGGGGCAGCCCUGUCGACUCGCCCACACAAAAACUAUCUCCACUUGGCGCAUUGUUUCCGUUCCCAUCCCAAAACAUCGCAAGAUGUCGCGUGCUACGCUCGCCUAGGAAUUGAGCACAGGAAAACGACUGCCCGGGC
This is a messenger RNA of Parathielavia appendiculata, 2446 nucleotides long. RefSeq lists its product as uncharacterized. The transcript is spliced from 2 exons. The record is from RefSeq and is a predicted model, not a curated record. Gene Ontology annotation, cellular component: nucleus. Gene Ontology annotation, biological process: rRNA processing. The coding region runs from base 81 to 2219 and encodes 712 amino acids. Lineage: Eukaryota; Fungi; Ascomycota; Sordariomycetes; Sordariales; Chaetomiaceae. Gene Ontology annotation, molecular function: RNA binding.